AUGAAGUUCUUCGCUGCGGCUGUCUUGUCUCUACUCCCUGCCCUCUCUGUGGCGCAUACCAUCGCUCAGCGUGUUCGCGUCAAUGGGCAAGACUUUGGCCAGUUAAAUGGGAUCAAGGCUCCAAAUUCGAACAAUCCGAUCCAGAACGUCAAUGAUGCCGCCAUGGCAUGCAACUCCAAUUACAGGCAGCCGACCUCAACCCAGGUGAUCAACGUCAAGGCAGGAGACAAAGUCGGAGUUUUAUGGGGCCAUGUAAUAGGAGGUGCUCAGUUUGCAAACGACCCCGAUCAUCCUAUCGCCAAGUCUCACAAAGGCCCAACGAUGUUUUAUAUGGCGAAGGUAGAUAACGCUGGAACCGCCUCGCCCAAUGGCUUGAAGUGGUUCAAGGUCCACGAGGACGGUCUAGACGGAUCCGGUCAAUGGGGAGUCGACCGUAUGAUCAACAAUGGUGGCUGGCAGGACUUCACUCUUCCAUCCUGCGUUGCUCCUGGAAACUACCUCCUUCGGGCUGAGAUCAUCGCUCUCCACUCUGCUUCCAAGCCCGGCGAGGCUCAGUUCUAUAUCGGCUGUGCCCAGAUCAAUGUCUCUGGAUCAGGCACCAAGACCGGCGAUCAGACUGUGAGCUUCCCAGGCGCAUAUUCAGCUUCCCAUCCAGGUAUCCAAGUCUCGAUAUAUGAUAAGCAAGGUAAACCUCUCGGAAAUGGUACUCCCUACCAGAUCCCAGGACCACAGGUCAUGAAAUGCUAGGCUGGUGGAAUCAAUCACCCAUAGCUUUAAGCAGAGCGCAUUUGCCGACAUACCGGGUAUCGAUG
Molecule: messenger RNA, 812 nt
Organism: Aaosphaeria arxii CBS 175.79
Lineage: Eukaryota; Fungi; Ascomycota; Dothideomycetes; Pleosporales
Product: lytic polysaccharide monooxygenase
Exons: 4
Coding region: 1-747 (248 amino acids)
Source: RefSeq, a predicted model, not a curated record